AUGGCGACUGACUCAUUUCCCCAACGCUUGGUCACUCAUCCUUCCAAUGUCUCCUCAUCUGAGGUAGCCACCGAGUGGCUCAACGCUUUCUCAGCUGCAAUAACUCAAAGUGAUACCGCAGCUGUUGUCGACCUCUUUCUCGAGGAUGGCUUCUGGAAGGACGUCAUCGCACUGACGUGGGAUUUCAGGACAUUCGAAGGAAGGAAGGACAUCAAGAAACUCUUGGAUGCUCGUCUCGUUGCUACGGGACUCUAUGAACUGCGUCUCCUACAGGAGCCUUUGAAUGAACCUCAUGGCAAGGGUACUGCAGUCGUUUAUCUUGUUCCCCUUCCAGAUUCAAAGUGGAAAGCCUACACUCUGUUGACCUGUCUUGAUUCGUUGACCAAUUUCCCUCAAAAGCUCGGUCCCCUCAGAAACUGGGAGACUGAUCAUGGCAGUUGGGAAGAGAAGCGGCGCCAAGAGACUGAGUUCUCAAACAAUGAUCCAACGGUGAUUGUCAUCGGCGCGGGGCACAGUGGUCUGGAGACCGCGGCAGGCUUAAAGUACAUUGGUGUACCCUCUGGGUACAACCAAACGCCUUACCUAAAAUUUCCACCUACAUGGCCAGUCCACACCCCAGCUGCAAAACUGGCAGACUGGUUGGAAGCAUAUGCGAGUUUCCUUGAGCUCGACGUUUGGACGGCCUCGACGAUCACCAAGACAUCUUGGGACGAUAGCACGAAAACCUGGUCUGUCGAAGUCAAUCGCGGCGGUAAAGGUACUAGGGUUCUGACCGUUAAGCACCUCGUUUUUGCCACUGGAUUUGGCGGUCGUCCGAAAGUUCCCGACAUACCUGGGAAGGCAAGCUUGAAAGGGUCUUUCGUGCACUCGUCAGACUUCAAAUCCGCGGCUGAUCAUAUCGGUAAAAAAGCAAUCGUAGUCGGCGGUUGCAAUUCUGCACAUGACAUUGCUCAAGAUUUCUGUAGCCACGGUGUCGACGUCACAAUGUAUCAACGAUCGUCGACAUUUGUGACCUCGCAGGAGUCAGUGGCAACAAUGCUAGGCGUUGUCUACAAUGACGACCUCCCCACUGAGCUGGCUGAUACUUACAAUACCUCGCUGCCUUGGGCAGUUGUUAGGCGGCUGCAACAACGUAUGGUUCCUAUGGUUGCUGAGACCACAGACAAGGCCAUUCUAGAUGGAUUGGCUCAGGUUGGCUUUAAGACCAAUCUUGGCAUACAUGGGGCAGGUAAUACGUCCCUUUACCUGGAGCGUGGUGGUGGCUACUACAUUGACACCGGAGCAAGUAAAUCUAUUAUCGACGGGGAUAUUAAAAUCAAGAACGGUUCCGCAAUCGAGUCCUUUACGGAAAAUGGCCUUCGAUUUGCUGAUGGCACCGAGCUACAGGCAGAUAUAAUAGUAUUUGCUACGGGUUAUGGCGAUCCCCGUGACUCCAUGCGCGAGGUCUGUGGAGAUGAGGUUGCAUCAAAAAUCACCAGCGUCUGGGGUCUAGACGAAGAAGGGCAAACUGCGGGAGCGUGGCGGUAUUGCGGGCAUGAUGGUCUGUGGUUCGCAAAUGGUGAUUUUGCUCUAUCGCGCUUCCACAGCCUUCAUUUGGCCAUGCAAAUCAAAGCAAUAGAAGAAGGUAUUUUGAAUAAGGCAGAUAUAGCUAUUUGAUGACGUUUCGAAGAUCUGCUCAUGAUCAGGACUGGAAGACCUGUAAAAUGUAUGAGUACUUAUUGGGUGAAUUGAAGCUUGUAUGAAUUCAAGGGGAUUUUCACUGGAGC
This is a messenger RNA of Suillus discolor, 1766 nucleotides long. RefSeq lists its product as uncharacterized. Gene Ontology annotation, molecular function: flavin adenine dinucleotide binding; monooxygenase activity. The record is from RefSeq and is a predicted model, not a curated record. The transcript has 15 exons. The coding region runs from base 1 to 1656 and encodes 551 amino acids. NCBI's taxonomy places the organism in Eukaryota, Fungi, Basidiomycota, Agaricomycetes, Boletales, Suillaceae.